AUGAGUUGGCACACAUACCGGAAGUAGAUUAAUGUGACGCGUAAUCAGAGUGCAGCAGAAGUUGUGACACGUAUCUGCAAGCCUUUCUGUGACUAUUUCUGCUUUUACUUCAAAUUCGACUUGCAGGUAGCUGUCAUGAGUCUUCAAUGGACGGCCGUGGCUACAUUUCUGUACGCCGAGGUGUUUGCGGUACUGCUGCUCUGUGUCCCUUUCAUCUCCCCAAAACGAUGGAGCAAAUUUUUCAAGUCUAGACUGGUCACUGUCAUCACAACGUAUGGAAACACCGCCUUCAUUGUCAUCAUUUGUAUUCUUGUCUUUCUGCUCGUAGAUGCAUUUAGAGAAGUGAGAAAAUACAGUGUGACAGAGAAAGUGGAUCUGAGCAACAACCCCGUGGCCAUUGAGCACAUCCACAUGAAGCUCUUCAGAGCCCAGAGGAACGAAUACAUCGCCGGCUUCGCUCUGCUCCUGUGUUUGCUGUUGAGACGUCUGGCCACACUGCUGUCUCAGCAGGCAACACUGAUGGCCUCUAAUGAAGCCUUUAAAAAGCAGGCGGAGGGAGCAAAUGAUGCUGCGAAAAAGUACAUGGAGGAAAAUGAGAAACUGCAGGAGAAACUGCGGGAAGCGGGCGUUGAAGUGCCUGAAGUGGGUGGGAAGGCCAAGGGUGGCGUGGAGGAGGAUAAGAAAAGUCUGACAGAAGAGGUCAGGAAACUGAAGGAUGAACUCGACGCAACAAAGAAAGCUCUUCACAAGUCAGACAGCGAUGUGAAGGCCAUGAAGAAGCAGGCUGAGAACCUCACAGCGGAGUACGACCGUCUGCUGGAGGAACACGGCAGACUGCAGGCCAAAUGCGACUCUCAGCAGGACAAGAAGUCCGACUGAACGAACAUCAUCAUGCACCUGCUCUCUUUCCUGCAUCCUCAUUGGCUGAUAGCAGCUCAGCUGGCUGCGCAUCACUCCUCUGGCUGUGUAAGAAGAGGGUUCCGUUCUUCAUUCAUGCGCUUUCACGUGAUUCAUUAAAGCCUCUGCAGGGUUUUCACACACUGU
Sinocyclocheilus anshuiensis is the source of this 1044-nucleotide messenger RNA. Its product is annotated as B-cell receptor-associated protein 31-like. Gene Ontology annotation, biological process: endoplasmic reticulum to Golgi vesicle-mediated transport; intracellular protein transport. Bases 136 to 879 code for a protein of 247 amino acids. The record is from RefSeq and is a predicted model, not a curated record. The transcript is spliced from 8 exons. Gene Ontology annotation, cellular component: endoplasmic reticulum; endoplasmic reticulum membrane. Lineage: Eukaryota; Metazoa; Chordata; Actinopteri; Cypriniformes; Cyprinidae.